Molecule: messenger RNA, 1045 nt
Organism: Orbicella faveolata
Lineage: Eukaryota; Metazoa; Cnidaria; Anthozoa; Scleractinia; Merulinidae
Source: RefSeq, a predicted model, not a curated record
UACUUUGUCAGUUGUUGUAAAUCAUUCAAGAUGAGGGCUCUAGUUGCGGUUUUGCUCUUUACUUUCUUGGGAACGGUGUCUUCAGAGCCCUUCAUCGAGGCACAAGAUCCCUCAUUGGAAGACAACGCACCCAACACAAACGUAAAACGGCAUCACAACAGCUGGUGUUCGAGACGUUGCUAUUAUGGCAGGUAUUGCCAAAGCGGAUAUUACUGCGAUGCUUAUCGGUGCUGCCGCUCUAACAACCAACGUCCCUGCAGUCACCACGCACACUGUCCUCAAGGAUGGUAUUGUGAUUAUAGCGCGCGCCUGUGCAAGGUUGGCGAACGCCGCUGUACCAAUCAUUACCAGUGCUAUAAUCAGAUAUGCGUGGGUGGCAAGUGCCGGAAUAGGGAAUGUUAUUAUCACCAACACUGCAAAACAGGAUAUUACUGUGAGUCGCCGGGGAUAUGCAAAGCACUCUGUACAUCAGACAGCGCUUGCAAGGAUUCCCAGUGCUGUGCAAAGUACUAUUCAGGACAGACGUACGGAAUUUGCAGGGAUCUCAAGAAACCAGAAGAGUGGUGUUUGUUGAAGCCCAGCGGUUAUCAAUGUGGCUGUACUGAAGGCUACGAGUGCAAAAAAUACAAUUACUACUGGGGAAAGUGUAAAAAGAAGCCAACACCAAAGCCGACGUUGACGCCUGCUUGCUCGAGUGACAACAGCUGCCAGAAAACACAGUGCUGCUCUGGUGGCCAAUGCAAGCCACGGAAGAAAGCCAAGGAGUUCUGUCCUUUCAAGGGGGCUGACAUAUACCACUGUGGUUGUAUUGAGGGAUAUACCUGCAAGCAGUACGAAAACAACGAAUACUGGGGAACAUGCGAACAGAUCGUUCCACCAACCGAGGAGCCUGGGUCUGGCUUCGUGGAAUAGUGUCGUGAUCAAAACGAGUCUACGGCGAGCUGAGCCAGCGACAAGGGAAUUCACACAGUCCGCCGCAUUGCUGUGAUAGUGAUUUACUUUGAAUAAACAGGGGAAAAUAAUAAAACACAUUUAACAAACGCUA